This is a messenger RNA of Lutra lutra (Eurasian river otter), 2457 nucleotides long. RefSeq names its product diphosphoinositol polyphosphate phosphohydrolase 3-beta. Gene Ontology annotation, molecular function: bis(5'-adenosyl)-pentaphosphatase activity; endopolyphosphatase activity; bis(5'-adenosyl)-hexaphosphatase activity. The transcript has 2 exons. The record is from RefSeq and is a predicted model, not a curated record. The coding region runs from base 268 to 762 and encodes 164 amino acids. Gene Ontology annotation, biological process: diphosphoinositol polyphosphate metabolic process; diadenosine hexaphosphate catabolic process; diadenosine pentaphosphate catabolic process. Gene Ontology annotation, cellular component: nucleus; cytoplasm. NCBI's taxonomy places the organism in Eukaryota, Metazoa, Chordata, Mammalia, Carnivora, Mustelidae.
GCGGGGGCGCCUCGUCCAGUCAGGCGGCUGCGUUCGGGACCCUCCGGCCCGCACGAGGAACGAGGAACGAACAGACUGACGUACUUCGCCCGCCCCCGCCUCAUCUCCCCCCGGGGCUUCCUGGGCUCCCCCGGCUCGCUCCUGGAGCGCCUUCUCUCCCCACUGCUCUUCUCGGCCCUUUCUCUCCCAGGCAUCUCAGGCGGCGGUGCCGGCGGCGGCCGAGACCCCAGCAGCAGCAGCGAGCGGCAGGAGCGGGCGGCCGAGAGGAUGAAGUGCAAGCCGAACCAGACGCGUACCUACGACCCGGAGGGGUUCAAGAAGCGGGCGGCGUGCCUUUGCUUCCGGAGCGAGCUCGAGGACGAGGUGCUGUUAGUGAGUAGCAGUCGGUACCCGGACCGCUGGAUCGUGCCGGGCGGGGGCAUGGAGCCCGAGGAGGAGCCGGGCGGUGCGGCAGUCCGAGAGGUGUACGAAGAGGCGGGAGUCAAGGGGAAGUUAGGCCGGCUCCUGGGCAUUUUCGAACAGAACCAAGACCGCAAGCACAGAACGUACGUGUACGUACUGACUGUCACUGAGAUUCUGGAGGAUUGGGAAGAUUCGGUUAGCAUUGGGAGGAAGCGAGAGUGGUUCAAAAUCGAAGAUGCGAUCAAGGUUCUCCAGUGCCACAAGCCCGUGCAUGCCGAAUAUCUGGAAAAACUAAAGCUGGGCGGUUCCCCGACCAAUGGAAACUCCGUGGCCCGGUCCCUGGCACAGAGCGAUCCUUAAUGAACAACAAAGAUUUUCAAGAUUGCUGUAAAAGAGUCUUUGAUAUGAAUCAUUGAUCAAUGGAAUUUUCAAGUGGAGGUGAGCAAUUCCAUGUUUCCAAGGAGACAGCUCACCUGACUUUCCUUCUACAUCUUGGGACAUUCCUUACUUGUCUAUUCCACUGACUUCUCUUGCCCUGGUUGUUACUGUUGUACGUGAACAGACUCUUACUUUAACACCUGUAGCCUUUUGUUAUGCUUUUUUGAUGUGUCUGCCUUGGCCAUUAGACUGUGAUAUCCUUGAGAGCAAGGACUAUGUUUCUUUACUCUUUGCAUAUUCUGUAUAUGAAACACCACUGGAAAUAUGAUUGACAUCCCUGAAGGUUCUUUGAUUCGAUUUAUAUUUUGGAAUCACCAUGUGGCAAAACAUUCCCAUUUCAAUCUGGUGCUAGUAGAAUAUAUGCUGUCUAGGCACCAUGUAUGUGGCUUUUCUGUAUCAGGUGUUUCAGAAACUUUUGAAGGCAGUUGUAAGAUGUUCAAGAUGAGAAUUAUUACUCAUAUUUCUAUGUCAUUCCACACAGUGGCUAACACCAUUUUGAGAUUACCCCAAUACAUAGGGCAGUAUUUUGUAGAAUCAGUCCUUUGUGAAACAACUUCAGUAUUUUUGUACUGUUGUUACUUUGCUGAAAUUUUAUUCAAAAAUAUCACUUGUUAUAAAACUAACUAUAAAAUAAAUACAAUGAACACAAGAUAAUAUUGUGGAUUUUUAUAAAAAUAAAUUUUAAGAUGAUUUACAAAUGAUAUAUUUAAUGCUUUUGCAAUGCCCAAAGCACUUCUUUCAUGUAAUCUUAACUUCCCUUUGAAGAAGAUUGUUUUUCUCAUUUUAUAAGUUCAGUGUACUGUAUUAUUUGAUGCCAGAGCCAAAAAAAACUGCAGUACAGGCAGUUUCCAAAGUUAAUUACACCACUUACUUUGCCUAGGUUUCUUUUGUGUCUCUUACUGAUUCAGUUUGCCAAUUUUCAACCCCUUUUCCAACACACUCAGCUGACUUCUCAUUCCACCUGGUUUUUGCAUGUGAGAAUGUGAAGGACUGAGAGACAGCUAAAUUGUCACUUAGAAUAGGCGCUGAAGAAAAAAAACUUCCGUGAGUGGGGAAGAGACGACUUGGGUCAGCUGUCUCCAGGAGAACAACUUUAAGAAAAUGACAAAGAUGUUUAGAGAUAAUUUUAUGGAGUCUUGCCAUGGGGUUUGUAAUGUCAGCACUCUGACCCAGCUUCCCACAAAGGCCUCCUAGGGGCUUUAAUACAGUAGUUUUGUUUCCUUUGCAUUUAUAAAAGCAAUUGCAUCAGAAAAACCAUGAGUUCCAUUUUAGGUGUUACCCCCUUCCUCAUGGUACCAGUGAAAUAUAAAUAUAGUAACUGUUGUAUCAAUCCUUACAGAAUUUGAAAUAACAUAUCUCCCACUUUAUUGGGUUUUUUAAGAUGUGAUAUGGUACUGUGGUUAUGUUUUUUGAAAUCCUUAUCUUCUAGAGAAAUAUACUGUUAAUUUUACAGAUGAAGUGAUAUGCUACUGGUAUUUGCUUCAAAAUAAUCUGAGGGUGGGGUAGGUGAGCAUACAGAUGAAAUAAGAUUGGUGAUAAACUGAUAAUUUCUGAAACCAUGUGACAGAUACUUGGGAGUUCAUUAUACUGUUCUCUAUACUUUUGAAUAUAUUUGAA